GCAGUUUCUGACGUAGCGGACAAAAAAGGUAUCAUCCAAUGAGAUAAAAGCGAUAAAUAUCAGCCGUUUGAAAUUUUUGGACAGAGGAACGUUCGAAGCGCCACGCGACAUGAUAUUGGCGAGCGGAAUAAGCUAAAGUCAUAAAGACGCGUGUGUUGGUUGUGUCGGUGGUGUUAAACCAUGAUCAGAGGGGAAUGAGUGCGAGGAGAGAGAGAACGGAUCGAUUUUGUGUUAUUAGUCAACGAACGCUAUCGUGCAGUGGAAACGAGGGCUCCAGUUAUGCGACGUUUCCUGGAUCUAUAAUAAAAAAGAUCUGCAUGUAAAAAGGGUGUAUCUGGGGAUCGCGAUUCCACGUUGAGAAUUCGCGUUCUUCGGUGCUCGGAUUUGGGGAAAAAAAAAAUUUUGUGUGUAUAAUAAGUCCUCCUAUCAAGAGAGUUGGUGGGGAUUGACUCGUGUGGACGACUCUCUGUGGUGUGGGGAAACUGGAAAGGAAAGGAAAGCAAAGCAAAGCGGAAAUAUAAGAAGAAAAAGAAGAAGAAGAAGAAGAAGAAGAAGAAGCAGCAAGCGAUAAAGUAAAGAGAAGUUAAGACAGCGGAAGAACGGAAGGAUUGGCCAGUUUAACGACGGUGGACUCUAUUGGUUUGGGCGGAGGAUAAGCGAGGAAGGGAAAAGGAAAGUUAAGUAAAGAAGGGCUUGGCUACCGUUAGUAGUUCAUCGCUUUUGAGGAGUAUCGCCCCAACGGGGAAGCUAUCCGCCGAACGGAAGGACUGUUCAUUCGUUUUUUCACUCUCUCUUUCUCUCUCUCUCUCUCUCCCCCCUCUCUCCUAUCUUUCUCUCUCUCUCUCUCUCUCUCUCUCUCCCCCUCUCCCUCUCUCCUUCGCCCCUCCUAAGAAGGCGGUUUUACAGCUACGGCACGUUAAAGGAGCUCCUGCUGAAGUACCGGCAGUAUCGGAUAAUAAUUAUCACCUACGACUUUGUACAGUUUUGUGUGUUUGUCUAAUAGGUCGUAGCGUCGAAUACGUAAAAUAAAAAAUGGCGGAUACAAGUCAGCAGGAACUUUCGGAACCUCAUACUAAUGGGGCAAUGGACGGACUUACGGAGGAAGAAAAAAGCAAAAUAAGGCCUGCAGAUAUUGAUGCUGACAUGAGGGAAAUGGAAAGAAGAAAGAGAGUCGAAAUGAUGAUGAAUUCACGAUUAUUCAGGGAAGAAUUGGAACGUAUAAUUGAAACCCAAAUGAAAGAUGGCGCUGGACCCUCAGGUCUUUUACAACAGAUCUCUGAUAUGAUGGGUGCACAAGGAGCACGUUUCAAUGGAAAUGUAUUUAAAAAUUCUAAUUGUGUGGUGCCUAUUAAUGAUAUUCGCGGAGUCGAGAGUAUGGGCUACGCGAAAGGUGAAAAGUUAUUGCGUUGUAAACUUGCUGCGGUAUUCAGAUUACUCGAUUUAUAUGGAUGGACACAAAAUGUAGGCGGCCAAAUGACGGCCCGCUUAAAUCAGGAUCAAGAACACUUUUUGGUUAAUCCUUUUGGAUUACUCUAUCACGAAAUAACGGCUUCUAGUUUGAUUAAGGUCGACAUGCAAGGUUCUGUCGUUGAGCAAGGAACAACAAAUUUUGGUAUACACCUUACGGGAUUUCAAUUACAUUCAACGAUACAUGCUGCUCGACCUGACAUUAAAUGUAUCAUUCAUAUUUCUACUCCGUCCGUAACUGCUAUUUCUUCCCUAAAAUGUGGUUUACUGCCAAUUGGACAGGAAAGUAUAGUUAUCGGUGAAGUAAGUACGCAUCAUUAUGUUGGUGGAAUGCUUGACCCAGAAGAAAGAGAGAAAAUUAGUAGAAAUUUUGGUCCUAUAAACAAAGUAAUGUUAUUAACUAAUCGUGGUGCGCUCUGUUGUGGUGAAACAGUCGAAGAAGCGUUUUACAAUGUAUACAAUACUGUAUUGGCCUGUGAAACGCAAUUAAAAUUAAUGCCAGCUGGUCUAGACAAUUUAAAUCUCAUUUCGGAAGAAUCGAAGAAAACGAUUUUUGAAGCAUCAAGAAAGCCUCCAAUUCCUCAACAACAUAUUGCAGCACCAGAGUCAACAGUAAUUACAGACAAAUUAGAAAAACGUUGGAGAAUAGGUGGAACUGAAUUUGAAGCGCUUAUGAGGAUGCUUGAUAACGCCGGUUUUCGCACAGGUUAUAUAUAUAGAAAUCCACUUGUAAAAGGAGAGCCUCCAAAACCACGAAACGAUGUAGAGGUACCACCAGCAGUUUCAUCUUUGGGAUAUCUGCUCGAAGAAGAAGAAUUGUAUAAGCAGGGGCUUUGGAAAGGUGGUCGUAAAGGUACCGAUAGGUCACGCUGGUUAAAUUCACCGAAUGUGUAUCAAAAGGUGGAGAUAUUGGAAACUGGUACUCCUGAUCCGAAGAAAAUUACAAAGUGGGUGUCUGAUGGAUCUCCGACCCAUAGCAGUACUCCGGUGAAGAUUGAUGGUGCUCUCCAGUUUGUACCUAAAAACACUAAUCCGAAAGAAUUCAAACAAAUUCAACAGCAGAUAAAAGACUAUCGUAGAGCAGAUAAAAUAUCAGCUGGGCCACAAUCGCACAUAUUGGAAGGUGUAACGUGGGAAGAAGCGAAAAAAAUGCAGGACGCUACGAUCAGUGGCACUGGAGAGCAAGUUGUACUUGUAGGAGCAGCUAGUAAGGGUAUCAUACAAAGAGGGUUUCAACAUAAUGCAAUGGUUUACAAGACACCUUAUGCCAAAAAUCCAUUUGAUGCCAUUACGGAUCAGGAAUUAGAUCAGUAUAAGAAGGAGGUAGAGCGCAAGCAAAAGGGCGAUCCUUAUGACGAAUCACAAUCGGAAUCUGAGGCAUUGUCGUCAUUUAACAUCAGUCGUGCAACACACGAAUCUAGCACUGCCAAAAGUCCGAUUCAGUCACCAGUCUCUGUUACGUCCGAGACUGAGGAAGAGAGCAGAGAUGAACCUCGAGUUUUACGGAUAGAAACGAAACAAGUGCCUGUGCCCAGUCAACCAGAAGUCGUUUUAAGUGACGCGUAUGCAACUACGGAGUUCCUCAAUGAAAUGAGACGUGCUGCGAUUGAAGCAGAAAGUGAUAUUAGCAGGCAAGGAGAAAAUACCGUAAAUGGCGAUCACUCGGACGCCCAUCACAGUACAUUUUCUCAAAGUAGCAAAGAGGGUUCCAUGUCGCAGGACGUGAGUGUUAGCGAGGAAUCGCCGAAGAAGGAGAAAAAGAAGAAGAAGGGCCUUAGGACGCCAUCGUUUCUUAAGAAGAAAAAGGAAAAGAAGAAGUCGGUCGAGGCGUAGGUAGCCAUAAUAAAGACACUGCCACGAAGAAAAACUUACCGUUAAUACGAAGAAGCGAACACGAAUUUUUUUCCGAGCGAAGCACGAAUGCAAAAUGUUGUAAGCCGUUAAAAGCAUGGGAAAUGAAGAGAGGUAGACGACCAAUAAUAAAUAUUAUUCGGAGGCUGAGGGAGGGAGAGAGAGAGAGAGAGUAUAAUCAGUUGAAAUGAAAUAAUAAGCAAA
Molecule: messenger RNA, 3522 nt
Organism: Polistes canadensis
Lineage: Eukaryota; Metazoa; Arthropoda; Insecta; Hymenoptera; Vespidae
Gene: hts
Product: protein hu-li tai shao
Exons: 16
Coding region: 1033-3300 (755 amino acids)
Cellular component (GO): cytoskeleton; plasma membrane; postsynaptic density
Molecular function (GO): actin filament binding
Source: RefSeq, a predicted model, not a curated record